CAGCAGCAAAGGCCUUCGAAAUCUGAACAGGAUCACAAGGUGCAAAGCGUCUCUUCUGGCUUUCUUGCCACCAGCUUCACAAGGCGGCGUUGCUGUAAGUCUGCCGUCAUUUCCUAGCCCCCUGCUGCCUCUGUCGGCGCUCAAGUAGUCGCAGGAGUAUGCCCUGCUAUCCGCUCAGUGCCAGAACAAACAGGAGCGGUUGACAAUUUCUCAACGUUGAUUAUUGAAAUAGGAUCCCGAUCGUGGACGACUUUCUGCAGAUAUUGGUUGGGAGGGGCAGGAUCACCAAGCUGCUCUUCUCAGUUCAACUUUGAUUGCUGAUAAAAGUUGGCCUAGAACAAGAUACCACAUUUGAUUAGUGGGAAGGUUUGCGCAAUGUCAGGCGGUUGGGUGGCCGAGCAGGCCAACCGGCCGCGAGUGGUCUAUGAGGAGCGUACCACAGAUGUGAGGGGAAGAGCCAGAAAGAAGGCAGAGCUGAAGAAACUAGAUGCAGAACUAAGAAAUCUGAAGGAUGAGUUGGACCACCUCUCGCAAUUACCGCCCGCCACCGAUGCCUGCAAACAGCUUCUCACCCAUUUCCACACGUACCCAGAUCCCUUCCUCGACAGUUUCGACUUUGAAUCCAAGCCCAACCGGUGGGUGGCGGCGCCCAAACGAGGCGUCAUCAAAAAGGCGACUAUGUGUGGCUGCGGAGGGUAGUAACCUCGUGCAAGGACCCAGAGUGAGGUUUUGUCACCACUAGAGCUGCCAAUGAGCCCAGUCGAGGUCUGGUAUCGUGUGCUUAGACUUCCAAUUUCCAGAGCAAGCCGGCCGAGUAUAUUGUCUUGGUUUAUGAAAAAAAGAAUUCAUACUACAAAAGUUGCAUCAUGUCGUUCGAGUGUCUGACGAAUCCAAUAGACCCGCUGGCACUAGAGCCUGAAGUUGGGUACUAACUUCUGAAAGCAUGCCUGCCAGCACUUCUUGUUGACGCAAUUUGCGGUGUGCCGAAGUCAGUGUAUUACAGGGCCUGAAAAACACACAGCGCGCCGGC
Klebsormidium nitens is the source of this 1030-nucleotide messenger RNA. The record is from the annotation of a GenBank genome assembly. NCBI's taxonomy places the organism in Eukaryota, Viridiplantae, Streptophyta, Klebsormidiophyceae, Klebsormidiales, Klebsormidiaceae.